AUGGCGGAUCUCUUAGGCGAAGGGAAGCGGCGGAGGCCCGGGCCAGGCUCGCCCCAGCCCGACGGCGGCGCCUGGGGCAGCCUGACUUGGGUACGAGGCCGAGGCGGCCGGGAGCGAACCCUGCUACUCCUCCCGGCGCUCUGGUCCCGGCCCGCCCAUUCUCCAGGCCCCGCUCCCGAGCGCUUCUCCCUCCGGGAGCGCAAAGGCUCCCCCAGCCCGCGCAGGCGGCGAUGCCCUUGUUGCGCCCUGUUGAGUUUUCAAAGCGCUCGUCUUGGACCCCCGUUUAGAAAAGCCGUCUCUCCACAGCGGUUUAAAGUUGCUGUUAACAAAUUUCAGCCAUUAUCAGAUGAAUUACGUUUUGCCCUGCAGACAGUGGGGCAGCCUGGUGGAGUGCAGCAGGAGCUGCAGCAGAGACCCAAUCCAGACCCUACUGAAAUCAGGGAGGAAGGAGUGCUUCCGUUGUCAUUAGGUUGCUUGGAUGAGAACCUCUCCAAGAAGCAGCAGCCACCACUAGGUGAAAAAAUUUGUAAGCCAAACAUAAUUUUUCUUCUAUUACAGAGUCACAGAAACAUGAAGAAACUGUUUUUCCUGUGUAUUUUACUUAUUGGAAUUCAUUCCAACAGUUAUUGCUAUGAGCCUAACCACCAAGGGGUAAGAAACCAAAAUCAAAGAGCCCAAGGAAAUCGAAACAUGCCAUGGCAAAGUGUAAGGAGCAGUGUUUGUCGAUUUGCAUGUUGUUUCUACAAAGAGAUUUCUUCUCAAGAAAACAGUCGGAAUGUUUUCUUCUCUCCUUUGAGCAUCUCUACUGCCUUCGCAAUGCUGACUCUGGGUGCCAGAUCAGACACACUGACACAAAUUCUUAGGGUCCUUUGCUUUAACCCAAGGGAGAUUUCUGAAAAUGACAUACAUGAAGGUUAUCGUCAACUCAUGCAAAUGGUAAACAGAAAGCAUGAGGGCUUACAGCUGAAUAUGGCAAAUGUCCUGUUUGUGCUUGACCAACUGAAGCCACAAGAAAAGUUUUUAAGUGAUCUCAGAAACUUCUAUGAAGGAGAAGCCUAUCCUAUGAACUUCAAGCAGGCUGCUCAAGCCCAGCAAAAAGUCAACAAAUAUGUAGCAGAAAGAACCAAUGGAAAAAUCAAGGACCUUGUGAAUAACCUUGAUCCACUUACUGAAAUUCUCCUCAUUAGCUAUAUUUAUUUUAAUGCUGAAUGGGAAAAACCUUUUGAUCCACAAUACACUAAAAUGGGCAAAUUCUUUGUGGAUGGGAACAAGGCUGUGGAAGUCCCGAUGAUGUUUGGAAUGGGCCUGUUCAAGCAUGGCUAUGAUGAUCAGCUGUCUUCCACUGUGGUGCAAAUGGAUUACAAAGGAGGUGCUUCAGCAUUUUUUAUUCUGCCUGAUAAAGGAAGAAUGAGGAAGCUGGAGAAAAGAUUGUCUUGUGAACAUAUGUCAAGGUGGAGGUCAUUAAUCACAAAAAGCUCAGUAAAUUUGUAUCUUCCGAAAUUCACUCUUUAUGGGACAUAUGACUUAAAAAAUACCUUAUAUAAAAUGGGCAUUAUGGAUCUAUUCACUGAUAAGGCUGACCUCUCUGGGAUCACUGGACAGCCCCAGCAUAGAAUUUCCCAGGCUAUUCAUAAGGCUGUGAUAAAGGUGGAUGAGACUGGCACCGAAGCAGCAGCUGCCACAGGCAUGGAAAUAGUGCCUAUGUCCGUUCCAGUUAUGAUUAAAUUCGAGAGGCCAUUCCUAAUCGUCAUAACUAUGGAGAGCAAUAUACUUUUCAUGGGAAAAAUUGUGAACCCUCUGAGAAGAGAUUAAGUUAAUGUACAUAUUACGUAUGUGUUGAUCAGCACUCUUAAAUCAAGUAUUUGAUCUGAUGAGUAUGGC
Empidonax traillii (willow flycatcher) is the source of this 1881-nucleotide messenger RNA. RefSeq names its product alpha-1-antiproteinase F-like. Lineage: Eukaryota; Metazoa; Chordata; Aves; Passeriformes; Tyrannidae. The transcript is spliced from 7 exons. Gene Ontology annotation, biological process: negative regulation of endopeptidase activity. The coding region runs from base 1 to 1812 and encodes 603 amino acids. Gene Ontology annotation, molecular function: serine-type endopeptidase inhibitor activity. The record is from RefSeq and is a predicted model, not a curated record.